Eublepharis macularius is the source of this 2313-nucleotide messenger RNA. RefSeq names its product E3 ubiquitin-protein ligase TRIM39-like. The record is from RefSeq and is a predicted model, not a curated record. NCBI's taxonomy places the organism in Eukaryota, Metazoa, Chordata, Lepidosauria, Squamata, Eublepharidae. The transcript has 4 exons. Gene Ontology annotation, molecular function: protein binding. Bases 720 to 1628 code for a protein of 302 amino acids.
CUUGUAGCCUACCUCACAGGCUAGUUUUCCAUAGAGGAGAGGAGAACGUUUGUGGGUCUCCUUGUGGGCAGAGACGUCAGGGUAUAAAUAUAUCUAAAUAAUUCGGUAAAAACUUUCCUGGAAGGUAGGCCCAUUGAAUAAAGUGGGGUUUAGUUCUGAGAAGACUUGCUUAGGCUUCCUCCCUAAGCACGUUAAGCCUUUCAGUUGCCAAAGAGAGACAGUUGAUCCAAAGUUGAGAGUAGGGGAAGGCAACCAACACACCGAUAAUGGGGCUCAAGGGGCAGUAAGUGGUACAUGGUCCAGGUCCUUUGCAGUAACUGAGUCUUGGGUGGAUCCACAUUUUGAAGAACGGUGGGAAAUGGUUUGAUCGACCCAUCGUUGCUUGUGGCGUGCAGUACGCACCCUCGCCCGCUUUAAACAAGUUUUGCACGGGGUUUUUAAUACCUGCCCCUCCUAACAUCAAAAGCUUGCGCGACCUGUACAAAAAUUCUGUGCGAGGAGGAGCUGGCAGGUCGGUCCCUGGUGAGCUGUCAACGGCUUUCACUUCCGCAUGGAGGAAAAACAUCCCACCGUCAGUCUCCAGCUUUCCAGGAAAAGAGGGGAAAGAGAAAGCGGCUCCCGCUGUCUUUUCUUGUUCGUGGUACUUUCGCUUUCAUUCUCGGAGCGCGGCAGAGGAAGAAGGGCGGCACGACGGAAGCGAAACUUCUGGCUGGGCCAAGAUGUCCAAUAGUGUCUGCUGCAAAUUGGUGGACUACUUGGAAGAGCUGACAGAGGAGGAAUUCAAGAAAUUCAAGAUGCAUCUUGAAGACUACCCGCUUGAGGAAGGCUACAAGCCCAUUCGGCGCUGUAAGACAGAGAGGGCUGAUGCCAUUGAAAUUGCCCGGCUCAUGGUCCGAGCAUACGAGGAGGCCAAGGCCUUGCAGAUGACAGUCAGAAUCUUCGACAGAAUAAACAAGAAGAAUCUGUCAGCCAAAGUCCAACGGGAGAUGCCGGCACGUUUCUUCCAGCCUGUAAAACCAGUCUCCUUGAGCAAAGAAGAAAAACAAAAACAGCAAGGGGAGACAGAGUCAGCUAUCUACAACCGGCUCUUUGGGACUUCAAAGAAAGUGGAGGUGACACUGGAUCCAAAAACAGCUUUUCCCACACUUAUCCUUUCUGAAGACCGGAAGAGGGUCCAUUUGGGAGAAAGAGCCAAGCUUCUUCCAGACAACCCUGAGCGAUUCAAAUUUUCACCAUGUGUUCUGGGAGCAGAAGGCAUCACCUCUGGGACUCUGGAAUGGGUAGUGAACGUGGGAAAGGCUAAAGGCUGGUCCAUUGGUGCUGUCCAGGAAUCAAUAGAUAGAAAAUCGCACCUCUACAUAACAGCUAAACAAGGGUUUUGGGUACUACAGCUGACUGAGGGAGAGUACGAGGUCUCGACUACCCCUUUCACCACCCUUUUCCUUUGGAAAUCACCACAGAGAAUCAAAGUACACCUGGACUAUGACCGUGGCAUCCUCUCAUUUUAUGAUGGCGACUCCAUGGAACAUCUCUUUAGUUUCAAUUAUCCAUUUUCUGAGAGGAUGUUUCCCUUUUUUCAGGUCUGGGAUACAGAGAUCCCCUUGCAAAUCUGCCCUAGUGAUUCAUAGGGACAAACAUUCAAUAUAAUUUAGGACGGUCAAAGACUGGGAAUUUGAAUUUGGAAUUUAGGAUGGAUAAUUUAUCUCACCCUCCACUAGCUAUCCUGUCAUACAUGAAACUUAGGGUGGCUUAAGAAAGGUGAAUCCCCCCAUGCCUUUCAAGAUAUACUUAUGACUGACUUGAAGGUGAGUUGAAGGGCCUGUGUGAUUAGUUCUACACGUGCUUCCAGUAUUCAUAUAUUUAUGCAGCACUGUGUGAUCUUGCCCUGAACCAUCUUCCAUGACAUUAGCCAUCUGAGAAUGGGGCACUAUGGAUAUAAAAUCAGCAAAUAAUAAGUUACUCUGAAUUAAUAAAUAUUGAUGAAUUGAUGUGAAAUUCAAAGGUGAUCUGGAAUAUGAAAUAGAGAGCACCACUGCCACCCAGUCUCAUGGCUCCACUACAGACUCAGAACUUCAGAAUGCUGACAGAUUAGAAACUGGGUUGGCACAAGCUGAUUGGCUGGCCUUUAUAUCAUUCAUGAAGUCAUUUCCCCAGCCAAUCAUAUUUCAAACACUGGCUUUUGCUUUUUUUUUUUUAAAUGCUGUCUACAUUUCUAUGCUGCCUCUCAAUUGUAUGAUUCUCAAGGCAGUUCUCAAGGUGGUGUAUAAAAAUAAAACAAUCACGAUUGAUAAAGUAAAAGGAGCUGGCAAUAGA